This is a messenger RNA of Phytophthora sojae, 5514 nucleotides long. RefSeq lists its product as hypothetical. The transcript has 2 exons. Gene Ontology annotation, molecular function: DNA binding; histone demethylase activity. Gene Ontology annotation, cellular component: nucleus. Lineage: Eukaryota; Oomycota; Peronosporomycetes; Peronosporales; Peronosporaceae. Gene Ontology annotation, biological process: chromatin remodeling. The record is from RefSeq and is a predicted model, not a curated record. The coding region runs from base 1 to 5337 and encodes 1778 amino acids.
AUGGACUGGGACCCAAACGCGACCGACACUGAUGGCUACAUCUGCCCUCCGUGCCCCGUGUUCUACCCCACGGCCGAGGAGUUCCAGCAACCGCUGAAAUAUAUUUCCAGCAUUCGCCACAUCGGCAUGCAGGCCGGCAUCUGCAAGAUCGUGCCGCCCAAGGGCUGGCGUCCACCGUUCGCCAUCAACGAGAAGACAUUCCGCUUCCGCACGCGCGUGCAGCAGCUCAACUGCAUCGAGGGCCACUCGCGCGCGGAGGGCCAGUUCGUGGAGGCGCUGAGACUCUUCUUGUACCAGCGUGGGGAGCCCAUGAAGGAGCUGCCGCGCGCCGACGGGCAGCUCGUGAAUCUGCACUUGCUGUACAAGACGGUGGUGGCUCUGGGCGGCUUUGAGGCUGUCUGUGCGAGUGACAGGUGGGAGCAGGUGGUGCGUCGAGUAGGCCGCACGAAGGCAGCGAGCGAGCCGUCCGAGGAGCUGUGUCAGACUUAUAAGACACACUACCAGACCAUGCUGCUCGCCUACGAAAAGCAGCAGCAAGGCAAGCAGGAGAACAACAACAACAAUAGCAGUAGUAGUGACACAACAGAGGCGAAGGUCAAGGUCAAGGUCGAGGAGGUGCAUGCCACGCCUUCGGCCGCCAGCGCCUCGGGUGAUACCAAGGCCACGCCGUCUUCUAAGCCGCACAGUAUCAGCGGCAGAAAGCGGUCGGCCGCCACAUUAACAACUCGAGAAGAGGACGACACAGAAGAAGACGGCAGGCUGCGCGUUAAGCGUACACUGUUCUCGGAAGGCGAACACACCAGCAGUGAGGAGAACGACGCUCCUACAAAGACCGAAAAGCGACAAAAUGACCAGACGCGGAAGGUUCGAACGCGUGAUCUGGAGCCCGAGGCGCUUAAACCCUCGGAGACACGCAACGUGCGACUCGGAGCGCCAGAAAUCCUCGCGGGGCAGAAGUUUUACCGAUUUUUCCCCGACGCAGGAGCUGUAUUAGCUGAGGUGAAGCGUGUUUUCGGAGGUAAGAAGCCCCAUGUCGCCGUGCGCUACUUGGAGGACGGCUCAAACGAUGACAUCGAGCUGUCCACCAUGGAAAUCCUCAUCGCCAACGGGUGGGACGCGAACGCGGCUGAGCUCGCGUACAACAGCGAGAUCUGCCAGGUUUGUCUGCGUGGCGAUUGCUGGGACAAAAUGCUGCUUUGCGACGGCUGCAACAGCGGUCAGCACCUCUUUUGCCUCGAUAACCCGUUGAAGGAGGUGCCUACGGGAGACUGGUACUGCAAGGAGUGCGUGGAAGACGCUAUGGACCCGGACAAGAAGAAGGACAACCCAAAGUUUGGUUUCGAUAUGGGCGCAGAGAUCAGCAUGGUGGACUACAAGGAGCGCGCGGACGCCUGGAAGCGAGGCUACUUCUCUCUGUCGUCGGAUACUAACCCCGACGAAGCGAUUAGUGACCGUGACCUGGAGAAAGAGUACUGGCGGUUGCUGAGUAUCCCGAUGCAUGAGCAGCGCCUUGAAGUGCAGUACGGAAGCGACGUGGACACGGGAGCCAACGGCAGCGGCUUUCCUCGUCUCGACCUGUACAUGAAGAACCUGCGAACCGUGUCAAAGCGCUGGAAAAACCUGACUACCAAGGCCAAGAGUGAGUACAUGUUACAACUGAGCAAGUUCUUUUCGCACGGACUCCGCGAGGGCUUGGCGUCAGCCGCUGGAGGAGAGAACGUCAAUGCUGACGCGGCCAAAUCGUUAGAGGAGCUAGUGCAGCGCUACGCACAGGACGACUGGAACCUGAACAACAUGCCUAAGCUGCCUGGCUCCGUGCUUCAGCACCUGGACGAAGAUAUCAAGGGUGUCAUGGUGCCGUGGCUGUACGCCGGGAUGUGCUUCUCCACGUUCUGCUGGCAUGUGGAGGACCACAACUUCUACAGCACGAGCUACUUGCACUGUGGAGCGCCCAAGACCUGGUACGGCAUUCCGUGCGCCAGCGCGGAACACUUCGAACGCACCAUGAAGGAGCUGACGCCCGAGCUGUUCGGUAGUCAGCCCGACUUGCACAUGCAAUUGGUCACGAUGUUCUCGCCCAAGACACUGCGAGAGCAUGGCGUGCCGGUGUACCGAGCUACGCACCGACCGAACGAGUUCAUCGUAACGUUCCCGUCCGCUUACCACGCCGGCUUCAACAAUGGCUUCAACUGCGCCGAAGCUGUCAACUUCGCCACUGUGGACUGGUUACCGUGGGGUGCCAAGUCCCUGCGGAAGUAUCGCGAGUUCCGCAAGCUGCCAGUGUUCUGUCACGAAGCGCUCGUGUGCACGCUGGCCGAGACUCUCGUGGACGGCAGUAGCUUCGACUUUGAGCACACCGAGUCCUCCCUGCUCCCAGCAGUUGAACAAUUGCUGCACGAUUACCGCGAGUUCGAGCAACGCGUGAACGACAGCGACAGCAAGACGCGGGUCGUCAAGCGCGAACUCAUGGUCGAGUUUGAGAAGCACCAGUACCGUGUGGUUUCUGCUGGUGUUGCUGACCCCGAAGCCUCUUCGACGACUUUGAUGAGACGCAGCAUGGUUGCUCGAGCUUGCACGCGGCCGUCAAAGAUGGGGACCACCAAUCCGACUCGAGGCAACAGAGGCGGCAAGAUGAGGAUGAAGAUGGAGACUGCGGACGCAACCAUGCGACCCAGUAGGAUGGUGUUGUGGGCCGGUCGGUCAGGUAAGAAUGAGGGUCUCCGCUGCGUGACGUGCAAGCAGUACUGCUAUCUCCAGGCUGUGGUCUGCACUAGAUGUCGCCCACCUCAAAGCAGCAAUGGUGGCCCCACCGUUGGCUGUCUGGAGCACUACCCGACCAUGUGCAAGUGCGGAGACCCGGAGAACUUCGUGUACUUGUACCGCUACGAGGCUUCGCGUCUUGAGGAGAUGAUCAACAGUCUGCGCGGGCGACUGGAAGGAGCUCAAGCGUGGAGCAGGGACUGUGACGCCGCGCUUCGGCCACUCAACAAAGUUCACGUAACGAAGCCGACAGUUGAAGACUUGAAGCGCCUGCUGUCACGCGGAAAAUCCUGCGAUGGCGCUGAUCGUGGGCGUCUGGAUGCACUAGAACUAGCGAUAGCGGACACUGAGCGCUGGGAUUCGCACGCGCAACGCCUGCUUGGCUUCCUUCGCCAGGAAGACGGGAGUGUGUAUUUGAACGUGACCCAGUUCGAGUCACUGCUGCAGAGCUCUGAGAAGAUGAUCGUUGAACCCGCUGGACUCUCACAGAUCCGAGAAGUUGUCCGCGAGUGGCACGCAGCUCACGCUGCCGCCGUGGAUAUGCUGAGGUCGACGAUCGAUGUGCAGCGCAACGAGGCCGCGAGCAAAGUUCAUCUCCGGACUUCACCGUCUGACGCCUUGUCGGUUGUCCGCUCCAUGAGCGCUCCGAACGUGCUCCUGCACGACAACGUGCGCCACGGCAUGCUCACGACGUCGAUCUCGGAGCUGGGUUCUCGUCUGCGUGCCAUGAAAGAGAGCAGCUCAGGCGGGAGUUUGCUCAGCCAGCUCGCGGGCGCGCAGCGGUAUCUUGAAGUGCUCUGCAAGGUGAACGUCUUGUCCGCUUCCAUCGUGGAGAGAGCGCAAGGACGCACUGCCAUGAGCGCGCCGACGCAAGAGCAAGUGCACCGCGUGCUGGGUGAAGUGCACGACUUGCACCUCGUCGAUCCGAACACUAUUGCGAACACGGAGGCGCUGUGUAAGCUGCUAACUAUCACCCAAACGGAAGCAAUGGAGGUGGACGCAGCGCUACGAGACCGAUCGAAGAGCACUGAAGAGCUGGAGGCAUUGCUGCGACGUGCAAAGUCGCUCCCCAUUCCUCCCGCGAGAGUUCAAGAGCUUGAGGAACGACUCGAGAAGUGCCGACUGUGGGAACAACGCGCGCACCAGAUUCUGAGCGUUGUCUCGGGAUCUGCGGCCGCGCCGAAUUUCAAGUCGAUGAUGGAGCGGCCGUCAGUGGACCAGGUCGAGACGUUCUACGCCCAAGCGGACAGCCAUUUUGUGCCUAGCACGUCGCUGCUUCGACGACAAGUGCACUCGCGCCUGCAAGACUGCCGUCGCUGGUGCGACGCUGUCCACGCGCUGUUCCUGCGGCCGUCGAAUAGCCAUCUCCCGCUCGGUCAGUUCUUGCAGAGUGCUCUGGAUAAGGUGCAGCAGCAACUCUCGCGCUCUGUCGACCAGGCGUUGCGAGCACACUCGCGUUUGCACUGCGUGUGCCAGCAGGUGCUCAGUGAGCGAGCUCAGCUCGUGACUUGUCAGCGUUGUCGCUGCUACUUCCACCCGCAGUGUGUCCCCGAGCUAUUGCCGCAGCGUGCCAAGGAGGCGUUCCUUUGUGCGUCAUGCCGACCACCGCAGCGGAAGCGUGCAAGUCACGGUAAUGCGCCGAUCUUCUGCGUGUGUCGUGGGCCGGAGCACGCGCCCAUGAUCUGCUGCGACUUCUGCGAUGAAUGGUACCACUCGACCUGCGUUGAUCUCUCGCCUCGGGAGCUCGACGGUAUCGAAGCGUUCCGCUGUCCGCGCUGCUCGCGACGACAGAACCUCUACUACUUGGACAAGAAGCUGCUGCGUCGCGAGUGUUUGGGGCGACGCCCAGCGUUGGCGAGAGUGGAGAACGUUUUGGCUCAGAUGCAGGCGCAGCUUGUGGCGUGCCCUCCUGGAGCUCACGAACUCAUGGCGUACGUCCACGCAGUGAAGGGCGUGGAGAACCAUGCCAACAAUUUCGUCCGAGACUUCGCGUUGCGACCAUUUUCACCCGCUGCUUACUCUACGCUGGACUACGUCAGGACGCAAGAAGCCGCCGUGGUGCAGCUGAUGGAGCGCGUAACGAGCCUGGAGGUUGGACUGGAGACAGCGCAACUGCAACUGGGCGCAGUGCACUGGUGUCUGCGGGCUUGCCAGCUUGUACUCGGUCCGAAUAGCCACGCGCCACGAUACGCGUACUUGGCCGCGCUGCUGCAGGACGUGAAGAGCCAAGAACCGGGCUUUGUGUUCCCUCGCGAGGAGUAUCGGAUGAUGCAGUUGACGAUCGCCGAGCGAGUGAGCAAGGCGGCGCAGUGGAUGCGCGCUGCCAAGACGCUCGAGGUGGAGGAGUGGAAUGUCGAGAAGGCUCGCCGCCUGCAGCGAGAAGCGGAGGAACUGAGCGCGUACCUCGAGCUGCCAGCAGCGGAACUGCAGCUUGUACAGAAUAUUGUAGUGGGUCGGAUGCAUCAAGCUGUCGGCGCUGUUGCAGUGGAGGAAGAGGAGGAGGAAGAAGAGGCGACGUACGAUGAAGAGCCUGAUAGCCCCAGUGCCGUUGCCUGGAAGAAGCAAGCGCGCUGGUAGCGAGCAAAGCCUAGACAAUACUACACACAACUGUUCUAUAAGGUUAACUCCUUUUCGUUAAGAGUGUCCUCCGCGGGACAUCAGUCUUUUGACACUUAGUAUCUGUAGUAGGCGGGUAGAUUAUCUUGCGGAUCGUACCGAGGCUACGUGUAACACGUCCCCACUCAUUAUUAUCUU